This is a messenger RNA of Chelonia mydas (Green sea turtle), 10352 nucleotides long. It is a transcript of the gene TBC1D1, whose product is annotated as TBC1 domain family member 1. NCBI's taxonomy places the organism in Eukaryota, Metazoa, Chordata, Testudines, Cheloniidae. The record is from RefSeq and is a predicted model, not a curated record. Bases 831 to 4679 code for a protein of 1282 amino acids. The transcript is spliced from 22 exons.
CAGCACAGAAGGUCCCUGGAGGAGAGGGCGAGCUGGGGUUUGCCUGUCGCACACCCCGUCCCCCCCAGCACUGACACGACCAGGCCGGGAGCCAGGAAGCGGCACGCACCCAGCAGAUGUCCCUGCCGUGCAGCUGUUGCUCGCAUGUGACCGGCUGCACCGGGUUUGCGCUUAGUCCUAGUGCCCCGAGGCGCGCCGGGGCGGGCUCCUGUUGCUUUCGGAUCGUUCGGUAAGUGGCGGCUCCUCCGAGCGGCGCCUCCCAGGCCGGAGCGGGGCUGCCCCCCGCCCCCGGCGCCGAGUCACUCGCGCGGGCGGGCGGGAAAAGGAGGCGCCCUCCAGCGCCGGCCCCGCAUGCACCGCGCCGAGCUGCAGCUGCGCCCCGCAGGCGGGAGGGGGUCCCUCUCUCGGGCCCCAGGAGCAGCGCCUGUCGCGGCUCCCCGUCCCCAGCCCGGGCAGCCUCCUCUGGGAAAGAGAGCAGCAGGCGGGCGGCGGCAGCGAGCAGCCACGGCGGGGCCCUCUGGCGCCUACAGCGACCCCGGCGCAGGCCGGCAGCGUGCUCGGGCACCAGCAGGUACAUCCAGCGCGCUGCAUGCUGCUCCCGAGGCAACGUACAGCAGCCGCUGUCCCCAGCCCGCUCCGCUUUGGGUUCUGCCCUUCCCCGCCCUAAAUACCGUGUGGGGUCGGACUCCUUCUCUAGCGCUCGCGGAGCGGCGCUUCCUCGCGCGCCCGCACAUCCUGCCUUAGAAUUCCACUACUAUGCAGUGAAAGGAAUCUUCAUUCCUGGGAACUGAAACUGGUGGAUUAUUCCUGGCUCCCUUGAUGAUUAUAAAAUGGAGCCCCUAUCAUUCAAAGUUAAAAAACUUCAAGCACCCACUGAUAUCUCAGUGGAUUUUAGUCUCCAGCUUGUUGGUUCUCUGCCAGUGCAUUCUCUAACCACCAUGCCAGUGCUGCCUUGGAUUGUGGCAGAGAUUCGGCGGCUCAGUAUGCUGUCUUCCAUGGAAGAAUCUAGCACCAGCCAAAUCCGGCUUUAUGUUUCACCAGCAAGCCUGCGAUGUGGACUAGACACAGGGAAAAGCCAACAGUGGGAUCCUUUGAUUUGUUCCAGCCUGUUUGAGUAUAAGCCACAGCAUGUCCACAAACUGAUUCACAAUAGCCACGAUCCAAGCUACUUUGCUUGUCUGAUAAAGGAUGGAGCAGUAAAUCAGCAAAGUAUCUGUUAUGUAUUCAGAGCUGCUGAUCAAACAAAAGUGCCUGAGAUUAUUAGCUCCAUUCGACAGGCUGGAAAAAUCGCUCGCCAAGAAGAGUUUCAGAAUAAUCUAUCUGAAGUUGAAGACCCUUUUUCCAAAAAGUUUGAGGUGUUGUUCUGUGGACGAGUGACAGUAGCACACAAAAAUGCACCCCCAGCACUAAUAGAUGAAUGUAUCGAAAAAUUUAACCAUGUUAGUUGUACCAAAAAAUUGGAAUUUAAUUCAUUGUCCCAACAACGUGAAACUGCCAAUAAUUCCGGAGGAUUAUCAUUCAGUGAUAAAUUGCGAUCUGUUUUCCAACCCUUGGUCAGUGAAGAAGAAGAGAAAAGGCCAAUUAGGAAAUCUUAUUCUCAGCCUGGGCUGCGUUCCUUUUCUUUUAAGAGGGACUUUCAAGAUGGGAGUUGCAGGAGUAACAGUUUUGCCAGCUCUUUUGAUGAAACUGAGACUUCGCUGAACCUAAAACGUCAACUUAGCUAUGGACACAACGUCGUGCAGCCAACAGAUAUUGCAGGAAACCGGACUAUGUUAUUCACGAUUGGGCAGUCUGAAGUUUACCUCAUCAGUCCUGACACGAAAAAAGUAGCACUUGAGAAAAGCUUCAAGGAAAUAUCAUUUUGCUCUCAGGGUAUUAGACAUGUGGACCACUUUGGGUUCAUCUGUAGAGAGUCGUCAGGAAAUGGUGACUGCUACUUUGUCUGCUACGUGUUUCAGUGCACAGAUGAAGCCCUGGUUGAUGAAAUCAUGAUGACUUUGAAACAGGCUUUCACUGUAGCUGCUGUUCAACAAACCUCCAAAGCUCAGCUCCAACUUUGCGAGGGAUGCCCUAUGCAAUGCCUGCAUAAACUCUGUGAAAAGAUUGAAGGACUACAACCUUCUAAAGCUAAACUAGAACUCCAAAAGCAUCUAACAACACUAAAUAACCAGGAGCAGGCCUCUCUUUUUGAGCAGGUUCAGAAAUUAAGACCAAGGAAUGAUCAGAAAGAGAAUGAGUUGAUUAUCUCUGUUCUGAGAAACAUGUAUGAAGAAAAACAGAAGGAUCAUGUUCACAUUUGGGAAGCAAAGCAGGCUUCACAGCCUUCUGGAGAGACUACUGGAAAUGAGAUGCCAAGCAGUGCUCCCAGGUUCAGACUAGAUAUGUUGAAGAGCAAAGCUAAACGGUCACUAACAGAAUCAUUAGAAAGUAUCUUGUCACGGGGUAGUAAAACCAAAGGUUCACUAGAAAGUUCUGGAAGUGUGGAUUUGGACAGCUCCUUAUCCAGUACAUUAAGCAGCACAAGUAAAGAACCAUCUUUGUGUGAAAAAGAAGGCCCACUUCCUCCAGAGACUCCUGCCAAGGCCAAUGGAUCUGUGGGAGAUCUCUCCAGUGACCCAGUUAGUCACCCCAUCGAACAGCCUGAUAAAUUACCUCAGCAAGGGUUUCGCCGGCGAGCAAACACAUUGAGUCACUUGCCUAUCGAAUGCCAGGAAUCUUUGGAACCAGUUGAAACAUCACCAUCUAUUCCACAAAGGAAACUUAUGAGGUAUCAUUCAGUGAGCACAGAGACCCCUCACAAGCGAAAUUUGAGCACAUCUGUUGGCGAGUCUGAAAGCUGUUCUGGUCAAUCUUCAGCUCCCUCUCCUCUAGCUCGUCUUAAUCCCUCAGCCUCUUCACCCACUUUUUUAAAAUAUCUAAAGCAUAAUUCAAGCAGAGAACAAUGUGGGCACAUUGCACAAAAGAGCACCUCCUACCGUACUGCACUACGGAAAAAGCUUCCUUCUUCCUCCUCUGUGCCAAAUUUCUUAAAAUUUCUGGCUCCUGUAGAUGAAAAUAACACCUCUGACUUUAGGAGAGCAAAAAGUGACUAUGAGUCUAAACAAAGCCAGCUGGAUGUUGGCAAUGACACCCCUGUAAGGACUCGCCGGCAUUCAUGGAGACAACAGAUAUUCCUUCGAGUGGCAACUCCACAGAAAGGAUGUGAUUCUCCCAGCCGAUAUGAUGAUUACUCUGAAUUGGGAGAUCUUCCACCCAGGUCCCCGUUAGAACCAGUUUGUGAAGAUGGCCCCUUUGGGCCAGUGAAAGAAGACAGGAAACGGACAACUCGGGAGCUUCGAGAACUGUGGCAGAAAGCCAUUCUUCAACAGAUACUGCUCCUCAGAAUGGAAAAGGAAAAUCAAAAGUUGCAAGCUUCUGAAAACAAUUUGCUGAACAGGCGUCUGAAACUUGAUUAUGAAGAAAUCACUCCGUGCUUGAAAGAUGUAACUUUGGUUUGGGAAAAAAUGCUGAGUACACCAGGAAGGUCAAAGACAAAAACUGACAUGGAAACAAUACAUUCUGCUGUUGGGCAAGGAGUACCACGUCAUCACCGGGGUGAGAUCUGGAAGUUUUUAGCAGAACAAUACCAUCUUAAACAUCAGUUUCCAAGUAAGCAGCAGCCAAAGGACACUCCCUACAAAGAACUCUUAAAACAAUUAACUUCCCAGCAACAUGCAAUACUUAUUGACCUUGGACGCACCUUUCCAACACAUCCUUAUUUCUCAGCACAACUGGGAGCUGGGCAGCUGUCACUCUACAAUAUUCUGAAGGCCUAUUCUCUUCUGGACCCGGAAGUAGGGUAUUGCCAGGGCCUGAGUUUUGUAGCAGGAGUUCUGCUGCUUCAUAUGACUGAAGAAGAUGCUUUUAAGAUGUUGAAGUUUCUUAUGUUUGACAUGGGCCUAAGGAAACAGUAUCGUCCCGACAUGACUAUUUUACAGAUCCAGAUGUAUCAACUUUCCAGACUUCUUCACGAUUACCACAGAGAUCUCUACAAUCACUUGGAGGAGCAUGAGAUUGGCCCUAGUCUCUAUGCUGCCCCCUGGUUUCUGACCAUGUUUGCCUCUCAGUUUCCCCUGGGAUUUGUUGCCAGAGUAUUCGAUAUGCUCUUUCUUCAGGGAUCAGAGGUUAUAUUUAAAGUGGCUUUAAGCCUGUUGGGAAGUCACAAACCCUUGAUUCUGCAACAUGAGAACUUAGAAACCAUAGUGGAUUUUAUUAAAAGCAUUCUCCCAAACCUGGGCUUGGUACAGAUGGAAAAGACCAUUAAUCAAGUGUUUGAAAUGGAUAUCGCCAAGCAGUUGCAAGCUUACGAAGUUGAAUACCAUGUGCUUCAGGAUGAGUUGCUAGAUUCGUCUCUCAAUGACAAUCAGAGAAUGGAUAAGUUGGAGAAGGCAAACACUAGUUUGAGAAAACAGAACUUUGAUCUACUGGAGGAGUUGCAGGUGGCAAAUGGAAAGAUCCAAAACCUAGAAGCUACAGUAGAAAUUUUACUGAACAACGAGUGCAAAUUGAAGCAAUCCAUUCUCACUCUAGAGCUGGAGAGGAAAGCUUUGCUGCAGACAGUGGAAGAUCUACGCAUGCAGACAGGCAGCCCAGGUGGAAAACAUCUACUUACCAGGCAAGAGUGCAUGGAUGCCAACUGACAGCUGCAAUUGGAAUGGAGCAGACAAGUUCCACAAAGGGAAGAACUGUUUUUUACUGUCAUCAUUGGGAUUUGACACCAUCAUCCUAGCAUUGUAGCCGAUUGAGGGAAUGGGAGUGUCUGCAAAAAUAUGAGAAGCACGUUUCUCAGGGAGGAGACUCUUGCUUGUUAACUUAUACAAUUCUUAUGAACUAUAAAAUAUGCAAUAUAACGAUGGGCAGGAAAAAUAUAUCUUUCACUAAAUAACAUAUGUACACUCCAGAUACAAUGUACUGUAAAUAUUUGCACUCAUGGACUCAUAAGUGCUUCUAAACCUAAGUGCUUCAUAUUGGUUACGUGUGUUCCUUUUUCUAUUUAGAAAACUCCACGUUAAAUAGCAUGUCCUGUAAAAGGCUGGAGAAUUACAGCAGUGAAGAGCUUCGGAACUGACUCUGCCUUUUUGGGGCUACACAGUAUUAGCAUUCACAGAUAGGUUUGUGAUCGUACUAGAUAGAUUUCUGAGGGUGUAAUUCCCCUGUGACUCGGCUGGGUUCCACUAGUCAUCUUAUUAAGGCCUCUAAUAACUGCUUUGUGUGCUUAAAGGUGUUAACUUAGCAGACCCUGGAGAGCUGGACUUGGUUGUACGUAACUAUAACUGUGGGGCAUUUUUCCAUCAGUUUUUAUAAAACAUACUGUUUUAAUACGUUUUGUUUUGACAUCCAUUGUUUUAGUACUGUUGAUUGACAUGAUCUGAUAAAUGUAUCAUUGAAGGUAACUGAAUUUUACUUUCCCAACAGAAUACACUGACCGUCAUGGUAGAGUCUGUCACUGUCACAGCAUUGUAAUGGAUUUAUCAUCAUACCUAAAGGGGUCAUUUUAUUUAUUUCUGAUCUGCUGUGUGAUGUCAGACAGCCUCUUUCAGGGAACCGAAUGCCUGCUGAUUUUUAGUUUCAUUUGAUACUCAGUGCCUAUCCACCCUUUGGAGAAGAACAAUGUUUAAGACUUUUUCUCCGAAAUGGUGGAGGCACUUCAAAGCUUGAUUUUGUGCCAGACAUACUUAAACUGCUUUAUAAAGGAUAUUGUGCUAAAGUAUGAAUUAGGACCGUGGUCUAUUUACAACGCCUCUUUUGAGAAAGAUUGCACAUUUUAAAAAGUACACUUUUCUGUAAAAUACAAUGAAAGUAGUUUUUUGGCCAGUUAAAGCACCACUUUUUCAACUACAGGUGCAGUAAUAUCUAAGGAGAUCCAGUUAACUUGUUGCUGUUUAAUUAGACUAAAGAGUACCACAAAUUUUUUCUUCCCCAAACUCAGUGUUACAGGUAUCAACUUGCUGCUAUAGCGGAGAUUACUAUUUCAGAUGUGAGUUUCCUAAAUUGUCAAUUUCUUAUUCUUAAAAUAUUAGGGCACAUUUAUUUCUCUAAUCCACAAUGUGGUGGAAGAUCUUUUAUCUUCAUGCAUGUUUCUCUAUGGUACAUCCUGCUUGCAGCUGUAAUGUGCAUCUCUGAUGCGAAUCAAAUCCCACCAUGUGGAUUAAAGUGGAGAAUUUGCUCUUUAAUUUCUAAACCACAGAUUGACUCCUGUAAUUUCUUAAAUGUGGCUGGUUCUCCAAAUCCACACUGUUUGCUUAGAGUCUAAAUUCCAUACAAGCCAGACAUUACAAAUCUCUUUACCUCUUGUGUUUUGUUUUUGAAUUGAGAAACCAUACAGAAGCUCACACUUCACAUUUUAAAAUCUCUUUACAUCGUACUCUUUUACAGUUGGAGGGCGAAGUUAUGUUGCAUUUGGACAUCUUGGAGCCAUUACUCAUACAUUGGCUUUUUACAUUAAACAAAAGAGCAACAGAGAAAAGUUAAUGAUCCAUGCCAAAAUUUAUGUUUGCACGUUUUGUUGCAUCUAAGAACAAAAACAAAGUUCUCUAUGUGAUAGUUCAGAAGCUAAUAUGUUAAGAGUUUCCCUGAGAUCACAGUAGGAUUUUUAAAUAGUUAUUAAUGAAAACUGAUGGACAUCAAACUUUUUUAGACACACUAAGAACCCCAGUUGUGAACUUGGGACCUGCGUCUGUAUCUCUUGGCUCAGGUUGUAUAUUUUUGGUAUGACUCAAGGAGUGCAGUAAUUUGGCUCGUGUUCUCCUUCUCUCCCAGUGUCAGUGGAGGAAAGCCUCUGGCCCAAAGAUUUUUUCAAGAAUAUAUUUUCCUUCGGACAAUAUGAUGCUGAGUUGAAAUGGGGGCUAGAAUAACUCUUCCCAGAGGAAAGUGUGGUCAGUAGGUAGGCAUCAGUUUUCAGUCUCAAGUGUCCACAUGUUUGUGACAGUUUGACUUUGCCAAGAAGCAGAGCUUUCCGGGGUGAAACCUGUCCAUUUACAAAUGCACCAGAUUUUGCUAAAGUUGCAACUACCCCACGUGACUGACACACUGAGGCCCUGGUCAUCCCCAGUACAGGAUCUGAGCAUUAAUGGGACAACUGCAUUAGGAUCUUCCCUUGCUUACAUGGAAUCAGAUGUGUGUGCUGUUUCUAUGGGAUCAUUUUCCUGCCUUUUCUGCCCUGUGCCACUAGAUCUCAAGGGGGGGCAGGAUGGAAAAGUGUGGAGUAAUGGAGGUGCCCUGCUCCAAGUCUCCAACCCUUGCAAAGCCCAGGUGUUUCCAUGCAUAAAUGAGAGAGAAGUAAUACAGCUUGUAUGACACCCCUGACACACACCUUCAGGUCCCCUCUGCUCCUGGCGACUCUAUCAAUAGCAGUACAGUUCUGUGUUGCCAGGGGGAGAGGAUCCUGAACUAUCCCUACAGGCUGGCUGCUGUAUCAGAACAGAAGGCAGCUCCCUUACCUGUAGUUAGCAGAUACUAGCGAGUUGGGAACCCAUAAAUCCAUGUCCUAGCCCGCAAAAGGGAAAAAUCCUCCCUCCCUCCCAAAGGAAUGGUCUAUGGAAAGCUGCAAGUUGAAGCUCACUGAAUUUUCUCCCCCUUGCCUCUCCCACAGGUGAUUAGUCUCUGUCCCUUCCCCCAUCCCCGCAAUGGUGCACAGAACAGGGGGAGAAAAAACAAAGGGGGAAAAGGAGAGCAACUUCCUAGGAUUCCCCAGGAGAUGGUCCCAAGAGUUCAUUCCCAUGCACAACUUGCGCCUUAAGAGGGGCUUUGCUGUCGUCGUUCUGUGAGUAAUGUAAGGGUACUGAUGAUGAACAGGAGAGGGGGUCAGCUACGGUAGAAGAGAGACUUGGCCUGUAACGUGGCAAGAGCUAAUCAUGCCAUCUGCGACAAGAAAGAGUCUGCUCCACUAGUGCUUUGCAGUCAACAGUGCCCGAUGGUCUGGCGUGUGGAAUGCCACCCUGCAAUAGCAGGCUUUCUUUUCCUUGUCACACAUAUGAGGACAUGCCGCUGCCCUCAUUCCUGGCUCGUUGGCAUGUCUAUACCUUGGCCCAUUUAUUUUUAAGAGAUCAUUAUAUAGAACCUGAGAAUAAUGAUGACACAGUGCCCGUCAUCUGAGGAAGUCGAUGCACUUUACAAAAGUGGGUAAGCAUUAUGAUUCCCCUUUAAUAUAGAGUGAGAAGUAAAUCACAAAGGAGUUGAGAGACUUAUCACAGGUUGCACAAUGUUUUAGUGGUAGUUCAAACUAAAAUCCAGAUCUUCUGAGUGCCAGACCUGCACUCUCAAACACUAAAUAAUUCUGCCCCUAGUUGGUUACUGCAAAAUCUCUGGCUUUCUCUGAUGUUACUGUGGUCUUCAGAACCAUGGUAUUUUCUUUUCACUUUCAAUUCCCCUUUUUCCUCCCCUCCCCCUCCAAAAUGUACACUCCACAAUGAGAGUGCUUCUUCACGCUUUCAAAGGAGGUGGAUAAAUCUUAGGCCAGAGUCUGUGUUGCAACUCUCAGGAGAGACAACACGGGAAGGCAGAGGGGAUCAACAGUGGCUUCAGCCUACCUGUGUGGCUCUCAGAUUCAAGCACUAAUUAGAGCAGUGUCUUGGGGCUGGUCUGACUACUAGCAGCUUCCUCAGACUUCCUAAUGCGCUAUUCUGCAGCCCAAAAUGUCCAGAGGACACGGUCCUGGAGCAGUACAAAAAGGGGCAGAGCACAGGCUGGAAUCUGACCCAGUGACUGUAAUUACACUCUUCUUCCAUUGAUCUCACAGCCCACACACCCUCAGAGCCUGAUGGGCAGGCGUAGUUCAGCUGGGAAGCUUGGCUCAUGGAGAAGAAUGGGAGCCUGAGGCACCAUGACUGUAUUUUCAUACUGGAGGUUUUGGGUCUUCGGUUUUUCAACACAAAGUUGAAAUUUUCCAUAGAAACCAAACAAUUCACAUUAAGAAUUUCAUUUAGUCAAAACCCAAUUUUCUGUCCAAAACCAGGUUUGAUGGAAAAUUUCUGACCCACCCUACUUAAUACGCUACAUUAAUGUAUGCGUCCCCAUCUCUGAGACACAUGUAGAUAUUACAGAACUGCUGGAGCAAUCUUUAAAAAAAAUUCUGCCCUAUUACAAUUGCAGAAUCUGAAUAUUGAACUAAAGUGUUGUUUGUUUACUGUAGUGGAAAUUAAGCUCUGUUUGUUUCAUUAGUGCUUGCUGCAUGGGGGCGUCUUGUGUUGGGCUGUGGGACUCAUUUGAAAAUGGGUGCUUUGGCAAAAAGGGUAUACCUUUAUUUGGGUGGUUGGGCCACUUUCCCUUUCUUGGAACAGAUUAAUAUUUGUUAAAUUGGUUCCGUUUCACAAGCUAUUGAGAGAUGAUGCAAAGAAGCCAUUGGCAAUGCGCAUCAACAAGAGUCUUGGACCUAAAAGACCUGGGAAGUGGCUGUGUAUUCCUGAGUGCUAUCUACUGGUACUUUAUCAAUUAACUCUUUACAGAUGUACAGACAUCUCUUUUAUAGAGCACUCCUGUAACACAGGCAAGGUGGUCUGGUGUCAGGAGGCAGAGUUGUAAUGGGCAGCAAAUCCUUUUGGCCUGAGGGUGAGAGAUUCUCUCCGUUUUUGCUAAGCAUUAGGAAUGAAUUGCUAGGUCUGGGCUAGAGAACUGGGAUGAGAGCAAGUUCCACAAAAGGAGAGAGAAUUUUGUAGAAUCCUACUUCUCUCAUUGGUCAGAGGAAAGAAUGGGGUAGAAGUGUGAGUUCCUUUGGGCAGGGAGAGCAGCUGGGGAGGUUGGGGUUCUACAAUGGUUUGUGUAUUGUAUUUGAAUAUUAGUGGCAAGAGUCCCGAGAACCCAGCAUGGGUGUUCUUUUAUGUUGCUUUCAAAUAGACAUCCAUUAAUUAAUGGAAGUUCUGUAGCUGGCUCGCGGGAGAAGAAUAAACAACAUUUUUACUUUAUAUGCAUACACCUUUCCCAUUCUUUUCAGCGCAUGUGUCAUGUCUGUUUGAAGACAAUUUCACCUUUACUGGAAUAAGAACAUCACAUCUGUCAAGUUUUAAGGCUACCCAGUAAUGGUCACCAUAUUCAACUGUUAACAAUUACACAUUUCUCCCCUUGAAUUUAAGAGACUUAAGACCAUUCCUGCGGGCCUUACAUAUGUGAGCAGUCCCGGGGCAGUACCAUUGUGAGUCACGGGAGUGAAGCUUUGCAUGAUCAUAUCCUGAACUUGAUUUCUGGCUUCUAGCUGUGUAAAUGAUUUCCAUAUAUAUUUUGUGUGUCUACAACAUAUAAAUGACUUGUAUUUUUAUAUCAAUGAACUUAAGUUUGCACAUUGCAGUUUUUACCCAGUAAAUUUAAUUUUUAAAUGUUAA